This is a messenger RNA of Fibroporia radiculosa, 1158 nucleotides long. RefSeq lists its product as uncharacterized. Bases 1 to 1158 code for a protein of 385 amino acids. The transcript has 4 exons. NCBI's taxonomy places the organism in Eukaryota, Fungi, Basidiomycota, Agaricomycetes, Polyporales, Fibroporiaceae. The record is from RefSeq and is a predicted model, not a curated record.
AUGGCUGCGAAUCAUUGUGGAAAGAUGCACACGUUUGCCAAUUUGGAAGUACGAAGCAUUCUCCAGAUUGCGUUACAUGGCGCGCGGAUGUGGUAUACCGAGCAUUACCGCCAAAGUGCUGCAAUCAACUAUUCCGAACCAGGCCUGCGGCAGGAUAUUGCAGCCGAUGGGGGCCUUUCUGACGUAUCUCUUGCCCGACUCAGGCUAGCCAUCCAGUCUCUCACGCCUUACUUUGAUGAACAAGCUGAAGCGGACGGCCAAUAUUUCGACACCAUGCCUCAUUUCUUCCAUCGUCCUGACUCUGGGGGCUCUGCUGGUACUCAACCUCUUGUGCGCUAUUAUGGCCUUGAACGCAAAGGUGCUCUUCCUGCUCCUUUUCCUGCUCGAAUCUCGCCGACGGAAGUUCUCACUGUCACUGUAAGCGCCCUCAAUCGCAAAAGUCCCAAGUCUCGCGCUCUCUCUUAUUAUGAACGUGCUCUGCUACCCAUUAUUGCUGGUCUUGAAAGUCUUGUGCGUGCGACCCACAACGCUACUGCGGUUACUGCCACUGCUUCCAAGUUUCGGAAAGGUUUUCCCAAAAUUACUCACUAUCUCAUUCCUCCCCUGAAAGAGCUCAAUUCGACACGCGAUUUGAACGUGCCACUAGGAUCUAUUAAAUGGAUUAAUCUCUUCCCGCAAGAUCAGGAACCGAUCCUUCAUGGGGGCGACGAACUGAUUGCUCGGCUGGAGUCCACUCGGAAUGUGCGGACUUGUAUUCUCAUCUUUCACCCAGGGUGUGAUCCGAGAGGCAGCAUUGUCGCUUGGGUUCCCAUAACAGCAAAACUGUGCGCAACUUCAAUCAUUGGCUACGCGUUUCCUGCCGAUACAACAUUCAUAAAUGGAUAUGAUAUCACUCUUUUCGGGCGACACCACCUCGAUUACAUCAUAGCGAUCACUAUAGGAACACUGCGAAGUUACAACAAUUGGCGCAUUGCUCAUGAAUUUCGUGAAGACCACAUUCCUAGUUUUGACGUUUUAGUCUCUCAAGUAGGUCUUUGUGCAGACGAGGCUUUACGUUUGGCGGAAUUGAUCAAGAGAUCGGACACAUUUCAAAAAAAGGGCCACGUUUAUGAAGGCAAUCCGAAACGCAUUGGUGCCGCCGCUCCUUAUGGCUAUUAA